CUUGCCAUCCAGCCUCCGUUGCUUCCAGCACUUACCAUCUGACCCACUCGUAUUCCUACACCCCACCAAAAUGAACCACUCCCUCAUCCAACUCCUCACAGUCGUUGCUGCCAUCCUGUCCCUCACAGCUGCCCAAGGCUUCUAUGCCCAAAGAUACGGAAAGAAAUCAGAUCAGAAACAAGUUGCAGUGCGAUCAGGCUUCUAUACCAACCGAUAUGGCCGCUCCUCCCCACCCGAAACCGACUUGCCCGAAGUCAAGAUCCGUUCCUCAAGGUUCGUCGGUGGUUCCCGCUAUGGCAAGAGGUCUGAAACUGCUCCUGUAGUCCCUGAAAUCGCUUCCAUUGUUUCUGCAGCUACUGCCGAAGACGAUUCAGAAGUCCCUGCAUCUCUCCUCGUCGGCGAAUCAACCGUCUGUUUCCUUGUUGAUGUUCCCGACAUCUACAAAUGUUUUAAGAAAAUCGUCAAUGAAGCUACGAGCAACUAAAACUGCUUCCCCGUCAACGCUGGUCGUAUAGCUGCGUCAACUACAAGUUACUGUGCAUGUGCUGAACCAACCCUUAUGAUUCUAAAGAGACGAAUUCCUCGUUGAACUUUCCAAAUAAGAUUACCACCCAAUCUAUUCUGUUUUGUCAAAUUGCUAUCUUUAUUACAAGUCGUAAAAAGGACAGAAACUUUCCUAUAGUUAAAGUUUCUCGUUCUAAUGUCAAAGUACAUCUUGUCUAACUACCUCCUUGGUUUAACAAUCAAAGUUAAAUUUCUCGAAUCAUAGACACUUUAAUUUUUACAGUUAAAAUGAAAACCAAAAAAUCCUAGGUUUCUCACAGGGGAUAAUACUUUAUUGUUAGUUUCUGUUGAAUUGGCCAUGCCUUAAUUUCAUCACUUUGGUUUAUUUUUUAUAAAUAAUUUUCGAAAAUUUGGUUAAACCAAGAGUUCCAACUGAAGUUGAAAUCUUAGAUACUUUCGAUUCUUCAUCCCUUCCCCCAUUCUCUCUCUCUCUCUCUCUCUCUCUCUCUCUCUCUCUCUCUCUCUCUCUCUCUCUCUCUCUCUCUCUCUCUCUCUCUGUGAGAUGUUUAUGCUUAAAUGUGCAUUGCUUGCUCAUGUUGUCAUGUUGAUUUGUCCGUCGAUAGUAUCUUGUCUGUCUUUCUGUCUGUCUGUUGGUCUGUCUCUGUCAGUCUGCCUAUCUCCAUUUCUUUAACAACACUUCCUAGAACGAUAAGCACUUUGGUGUCAUUACAUAUUACAUAAUUUGAUCAUUGUUUGUCAGUAUGUCCCUCACGAUCUAAGUUCAUCGUCAAAUUAUGUUCUUGAUUGUCUAAUUUCUUCGUUAUAAAGUGUCCCUUAGUGUGAUAAUCCAAAAUCCUCAUACAAAGCAUAAAGCCAAAUUUAUGCAAUUACUGCUGAUUCCAUUCAUCCAUAAUUAUGCAACAGAUUGUACCACUCACCUAAAAUAUUGCCUUUCAUUCAUAAUUAGAGGUGGACAUACGUACAAAUCAUUCACAUCUCAGAUUCAAAUUUCUUUGUUAAACUCUUUUACAAUUGUCCACUUAGCAACCAUUGAGUAGAGUAAUGUUGCAUGAAUUGGCGAAUGCUAUCUUAGAUUGAGUGGCAAUGAAAGUUAUGCAACCGAAGACAGAGAUAGUGGAUGGUAAUUUGUCUUUCAAUGGAAUGUUUACAACGAAGAGGACCCGACCAUUUUCAUUUUAACGUUGACCUCAUAUAACCCAAGUUAAUAGAUAUCAAUGUAUCAUGUUUAUCAUCUAUUUCAUCAAUGAAGGCUGGGUAUUAAUACACUUGUAUAUUUCACAUUGUAUAUCCGGAUAAGUGGUUGAGGCACACACAGCA
Messenger RNA from Macrobrachium nipponense, 1842 nucleotides. RefSeq lists its product as uncharacterized. The record is from RefSeq and is a predicted model, not a curated record. The coding region runs from base 71 to 484 and encodes 137 amino acids. NCBI's taxonomy places the organism in Eukaryota, Metazoa, Arthropoda, Malacostraca, Decapoda, Palaemonidae. The transcript is spliced from 5 exons.